AUGGAUAGUUUUGACGACUUUGACAUAACGCAAGAAGAUAUAACACAGAUCGAUAACAUCGAGUUCGAUUUGUUGAAUAGAAGUCUCCAUUUAUGUUCCGACGAAGAAAAUAAUAUUCAGCCUACUCAUUCGAAACGACGUCGGGUCGUACCAUCUGAUAGCGAAGACAGUGAUGCUGAAACCAAUCGUGCCAUCCAAGACUUAGACAGACGUUCGCCGCCUUCAACGUGGACUGAUCCUAAAGGUAAUCAGCGCACAAUUAUUGCUUUUACUGAUUAUCCUGGAAUGCAGCUCAGCUUACGCAUGGCCAUGACAAACAAAUGCCCAGCUGAUUUUUUUGCGCUUAUGGUGACAGACAAGGUCUUAAAUAAAAUUGUUUUAUGCACUAAUGCCUACGCCUUGAAUAGAAUAACAAUGUCUAAUGAAGCUUCGAAAGCAGCGCGCAUUCGCGGCUGGUGCCCUACUAACCUGAUUGAAAUGAAAAAAUUCUUUGGGCUAAUUUUAUACAUGGGUAUAGUUAGGCUUCCGAAAGUAGCUGAUUACUGGACCACAGACAAAAUCAUUGGACAGCAGUUUCCGCGAACCAUUAUGUCUCGCAAUAGAUUUGAGCUACUACUUGCAAUGCUUCAUUUUUCACAAGAAGAUGAAGAGAAUACUACCGAUCGCUUACACCGCGUAAGAGACAUGGUGGAAGUAAUGAAUGCAAAUUUUAAAAAAUCGUACACGCCUGGCGAAGAUUUAUGUAUAGAUGAAAGUGUGGUUUUCGCGGGCGAAUUAUAUUCCGGCAAUACAACAAGCAAAAACGCCAUAAGUAUGGGAUUAAGUUAUUUAAACUAUGUACCUUGCCUGGAUACACAUACAAAAUUAGAAUUUAUGGUGGAAAACAAAACGAUGACGUUAAUACUACGCCUACCAAGGUUGUUAUGGCGCUAUGCGAUGAUUUACUAA
Molecule: messenger RNA, 948 nt
Organism: Parnassius apollo (apollo)
Lineage: Eukaryota; Metazoa; Arthropoda; Insecta; Lepidoptera; Papilionidae
Source: the annotation of a GenBank genome assembly